Molecule: messenger RNA, 414 nt
Organism: Aphanomyces invadans
Lineage: Eukaryota; Oomycota; Saprolegniomycetes; Saprolegniales; Verrucalvaceae
Exons: 1
Coding region: 1-414 (137 amino acids)
Source: RefSeq, a predicted model, not a curated record
AUGCCGGCGAGCCGCGACGCCCUCGCCAUCGGGCUCCAGCUGUGGCUCAACUUGCCUGCUCGGUUGAAGAUGACCGACCCCAAGUACCAAGAGAUCCCCGCGUCGGGCUUGCCGCGGGCCAAGGACGGCAACGUGGAAGCCAUCAUCAUCGCCGGCGAGGCCAUGGGUGAAAAGACCAACGUCUUCACGAAUGUCCCCAUCACGUACGUGCACUUCACCCUCACCUGCCCCGCCACGCACUUCCACCCCCUUCCCGUCCACCACAACGCCUUCGUGUACGUAAUCUCUGGCUCGGGUCGGAUCGGCGGCGAGUCUGUGGAGGCCCACUCGGUGGUCCAGAAAGUACAUGCAUCAAUCUCCAGUGCUCGACGAACGGAGCUCGAGAACGGCCAAGGUGGAAACACAACCUGUUGA